Molecule: messenger RNA, 828 nt
Organism: Psilocybe cubensis
Lineage: Eukaryota; Fungi; Basidiomycota; Agaricomycetes; Agaricales; Agrocybaceae
Exons: 5
Coding region: 1-828 (275 amino acids)
Molecular function (GO): GTPase activity; nickel cation binding
Source: RefSeq, a predicted model, not a curated record
AUGAACGUCCAGUUUAUCAAUAACUUGUCUAACGAGGCAGAGAAUAAUGUCGACCAUGUCAGCCAUGAUCAUACCCAUGGAUCUCAUACCCAUGGCGGACCUGGAGACCAUGGACAUACCCACGAACACAUGGAAAAUGCAGGGAAAUAUUCAGAACGCGACCUCCCUGACUAUUCUUCUCGGAACUUUGAAGAAAGAGGCUUCACGGUUGGAAUUGGAGGGCCUGUAGGCUCAGGAAAAACAGCAUUGACACUCGAACUUUGCCGGAGACUCAGGAAGGAGUUUAACAUCGCCACGGUCACUAACGAUAUUUUUACUCGGGAGGAUCAAGAGUUUUUGAUCAAGAAUAAGGCCCUCCCAACGGAACGCAUCUUGGCUAUUGAGACAGGAGGGUGUCCUCACGCAGCCAUCAGAGAAGAUAUCAGUGCAAACAUGGGCGCAUUGGAGACCCUUCAAGCCAAAUUCGAAUGUCAGCUGCUUUUUGUGGAGAGUGGGGGCGACAAUUUAGCUGCAAAUUAUUCACGCGAAUUGGCCGAUUAUAUUAUCUAUGUGAUUGAUGUCGCUGGAGGUGAUAAAAUUCCUCGCAAAGGUGGUCCUGGAAUUUCUCAAUCCGAUCUGCUCGUGAUCAAUAAGAUUGACCUAGCUCCUCAUGUCGGCGCAUCUCUUGAUGUUAUGGACAGAGACGCGAAGCUGAUGCGAGGUGAUGGCCCGACAGUAUUUACAUCUGUCAGACAAGGUCAAGGGGUUGAAGAUGUCGUGGCGCUAAUUCUUGCUGCCUGGCGUCAAGCUGGGAGUCCCGGAAAAAAUGUAGCUGUCGGAGAGCUCUAA